Messenger RNA from Melanotaenia boesemani (Boeseman's rainbowfish), 2252 nucleotides. RefSeq names its product ddb1 and cul4 associated factor 7 (gene dcaf7). Gene Ontology annotation, cellular component: nucleus. The coding region runs from base 247 to 1275 and encodes 342 amino acids. Lineage: Eukaryota; Metazoa; Chordata; Actinopteri; Atheriniformes; Melanotaeniidae. Gene Ontology annotation, molecular function: protein binding. The record is from RefSeq and is a predicted model, not a curated record. The transcript is spliced from 7 exons.
ACUGCUUAACUUGACCAUCUUUAAGGUCGUAAAGAGCAGCGCUACUCUUUGUUAAGUGCGGUGCGCAGAAAUCUUGAUUUAAGUCAAGAUUUGCAUAAUUAAACAGUUAGCGUAACUAAAUCUUCUGAUACUUGUUGUGUGCCAAGCCGAAACUAGCUGGUAAGAGUUUUCUUGCGAGACUUCUUAUUUCGUUGUUAGCUAACGCUAACGGGUUAGCUGCUCAGACAACAACCGAAGCUCAGGAGGAUGUCGCUUCACGGCAAAAGAAAAGAAAUCUACAAAUACGAGGCGCCAUGGACUGUCUAUGCGAUGAACUGGAGCGUCCGUCCAGACAAACGCUUUCGAUUGGCACUUGGGAGUUUUGUGGAGGAAUACAACAACAAGGUUCAGCUCGUGGGUCUGGAAGAGGAGAGCUCAGAGUUUGUGUGCAGGAACACUUUUGAUCACCCUUACCCCACCACCAAGAUUAUGUGGAUCCCAGACACCAAAGGUGUUUACCCGGACCUGCUCGCCACUAGUGGGGACUACCUGCGUAUUUGGAGGGUCAGCGACACAGAAACGCGCCUCGAAUGUUUAUUAAACAACAACAAGAACUCAGACUUUUGUGCUCCGCUCACCUCCUUUGACUGGAAUGAAGUCGAUCCCAAUCUUUUGGGAACAUCCAGCAUCGAUACCACCUGCACUAUCUGGGGUUUGGAAACUGGUCAGGUGUUAGGACGCGUUAACCUGGUGUCUGGACAUGUGAAAACUCAACUGAUUGCUCACGACAAAGAGGUGUACGACAUCGCUUUCAGCCGCGCUGGAGGUGGCAGAGACAUGUUUGCCUCCGUGGGAGCUGAUGGAUCCGUCCGCAUGUUUGACCUCCGGCACCUGGAGCACAGUACCAUCAUCUAUGAAGACCCCCAGCACCACCCGCUGCUACGCCUCUGCUGGAACAAACAGGACCCUAACUAUCUGGCCACGAUGGCCAUGGAUGGCAUGGAGGUGGUCAUCCUGGAUGUUCGUGUGCCAUGCACCCCUGUGGCUCGGCUCAACAACCACCGUGCCUGUGUCAAUGGGAUCGCAUGGGCCCCUCACUCCUCAUGUCACAUCUGCACUGCAGCUGAUGAUCAUCAGGCUCUGAUCUGGGACAUCCAGCAGAUGCCACGUGCCAUUGAGGAUCCCAUCUUGGCGUACACUGCGGAGGGGGAGAUCAACAACGUGCAGUGGGCCUCCACACAGCCGGACUGGAUUGCUAUCUGCUACAACAACUGCCUGGAGAUCCUGCGUGUCUAAAGCCACGGAGAAAGAAACCCAUUUCACAUUUGGACUUAAGUGGUCCUCCUCUGCUUUCAAAACAAGGUUGAGGCCACAAAUGAACUUUCUGAACGUGUCUGGAGUACUACAUUUCUACUCCAAAAUAACCUGGUUUACAUUUAUUUCCCAUGUCUCUAUCCACUGCUCUUCUAUUAAACAUUUUGAAGCUCUUAUUUAUUUUUGCUCAACAGGUAGUUUUCAGUGACUCAAAGAAGCAUCAGUGCUUUGAACUCUGCGCUGUUGUUCAUAAAAGUCCACUUUUUAUACUCCUCGGUGUGGAUUCAGCCAGCUGUGAGAUUAUCAUGAAGGGUUUCGAUGUUGUGCAUUUCAUUAGUUUAUGUUGAGGUUGGUACAAACUGCUGUAGGUGGCCUCUAAUACGCAGGAUUAUGUUGUAGCCUUGUGGAUGCAUAACACCUUAUUGUUGAGACAAGAUCAAUAUGUUAUAGUCUUGUUUACUUCUGUGGCAGUUAAAGAUGUUGAUCAUCCCAUCUGUGGAUGAUUGUAUCUGGGCUUCAGGAGUACUUUUAAAAAUGUUAACAUAAGUUUAGACGGUCUCAUGGCAGCACUUCAGUGGUGUCUUGUCACCGUGGUUGGACUGAUGCUGUGACACAGCGAUGUACAGCAGCACUGAAAACCUACCAGAUCGAUGUUAUUCAGCCUUUUAGCUCCCCAAGUAUUCUCUUCAUCUUUUUUUGUAGAAGAUUGUGCUUUGAAAGCUGCAUUUUUACUUAUUUGCGUGAGGUGUGAAGUGGAUGAAACAUACUUCAAAGCAUCUUUGUCUUCUUUUUUUUGUAUUCAAUAAUCAAAGGGUCAUGUCCUUGUAGCAUGCCAUUACAAGGCAAAAUGUACAUGUAAAUAUAUCAACUCCAGAUGUUGGUAAGCCAAGUGUUCAUGUUGUAGCUUUUUUCAUAAAGUUUAUUAUUGAAUUUGCUCUAAUAAAUUGUAUUUGUCCAUG